UGGAUCACUGCACAUACAAAUCCAUAAUAGUGAACGUUAAAUUACUUAAAACAAAAAUAAAUUGACAUGAAUCUGAAAUUUUGAAUAAGUGGAUGUGAAAAUACUUGAAACGAAUAUGUCUCGAAAUGAGCUCUCGAUGGAAUUGAAUCAAAACAAAAUGGGGGAUAAAAAAUUUCAUUCAGACACUAGUUUACAGAAAUACGGCGAUGAUGAUGAGGAUACUGAAAUUACCGAUGAUCCAGGGGUACAAAAUAUCUCUAUUAUAUCGUCAGCCCAAAAUUUGGAAGAUAUCCCAGGAAGACGUCGCACAAUGUCACAGCCUGGUCCAAUAUCUGGAAGUUUACUUACAGCCACAGCCGCGCGAACGGCCAGAAAACGUCCACCACGCAACGUUGUUUACGCUUCAGACAUUGAAAAAGGGAUGAACGACAGAUUAAAUACGCCCAUAUCAAACAAUGACCUCUCACUUCCACCUACACCUAGUGGGGAAAGGCGUAGUCCGGGGCCGUAUAUAUAUAGAAAUGGAGAUGUCAAAUCUCUCAAUAGUUACAGAUUGCCACUUAACGAUAUGCGGGGUGGAGCUACGCCUCGGAAGCGGUCAGUGGUUACCAUGGAUGCACAAUCCAUUCGAUCUGUGGAAACCCAUGCGCCUCCACCCACCAGUCCAGAGGAUAAUGCUAGGUUAUCGAAAAAAUAUCUCUCGCUCAUAUUGAGUUGUAUAUACGCUGUAUUAUUAGUUACUUUAGGUUGCAUAAUUUUUCCGUCAGACCCUUUCGUCAGUUAUGAUAAUUCUCCAUCAAUAGUUUUUGCAUUUUGUCUGGUAGGCAUAGGAUUUCUUUACCAAAUAUUCUUGCUCUACGACAUAAAUCGAUACAAAAUUAUAGCACUGAAGAAUCAAAAAACGAAAGAAGUUCAUGACACAAAGCUCUCAGAAUAUUUUCGAAAACAAGAUGAAGAAUAUGCUACAACAGGGGAACUGGGUGACCGUACUCCAGAGGGAAAUAAAGCUAUUGGCUUCCCUACACCAGUACUUUUACCACUAAACCAUGACUAUUGCUUCAGUUCUGGAAGGCAUUCUGGCAGUUUUUACUUGAAACUAGGAGCAGCAGGUUUUGCUUUAGGAUAUCUGAUUCACUCUGUGCACUAUUUCAGUUUUUGCUUUAGUACAUCCCAUUCACUCUGA
Messenger RNA from Leptidea sinapis, 1183 nucleotides. RefSeq lists its product as uncharacterized. Bases 116 to 1183 code for a protein of 355 amino acids. The record is from RefSeq and is a predicted model, not a curated record. Gene Ontology annotation, biological process: proton transmembrane transport. Gene Ontology annotation, molecular function: proton channel activity. Gene Ontology annotation, cellular component: membrane. The transcript has 9 exons. Lineage: Eukaryota; Metazoa; Arthropoda; Insecta; Lepidoptera; Pieridae.